GUUUAUUCUGAUUUUGCAUUAGUUUAGGGUUGAACUUGAAGUUUAGUGUUUUAUCAGCCCUACCCUGUGUCUGUCCUCGGUGCUCUGUUCAUGUCCCCGUGUUGUGUUGUAAAUCAGUCUGUGUGUUUCCUGCUUUACUUUGAAGGCUCGUGUUCUGGAUUUCCUGUUCUAUUCUGAAGGUCUGUGUCUGUUGUCAUUGUGUUCAGCUUGUGUCCUCCAGUCAUCGUGUGUAUUAGGAUCAGCUGUUCUCCCCUCCUGUGUGUCAUUACCCGAUUACCUUGUGUGUGUAUAUUUAGUGGGUGUCGGUCUGUGCUCGUUGUCGGCUCGUCUGUGUAUCUCUGUGUAGUCUGCGUUCGUCUGUAUAUCUCUGCGUUAAUCUGCGUUCCAUGGUGCUUCGUUCCUGUCUGUGUCUCUCUGCCCCGCAGCCCUUUUGUAUGGUCUCAGGUUUGUUAUUUAGUUUUUCCCAGUUUAGGUUUCCGUUAGUAUUUGCCAUGCCUCACUGCCUGUUUGCCACCCUGCCACUUUGUAAAUAAACGUCACACUCUUCAUCAGUCGGCUGUCUGCAUUUUGGGUCCUCCUUUCACUCCUCAACACGACUGCUGCCCCAGCCGUGACAGGGUUUGGAAAAACCGAGCAAGUCCUUGCACUGGUGGAGUGGUGCAUUGAUAACAACUUGGAACAGAAUGUCAACUAAACCAAAGAGAUCAUCGUUGAAGCCAGCAUAGCUACACACUACAUGUUAUCAACAACACCACAGUGGAGGUUGUCAUACAGAUAAUACACAUCCUGUCCUUGUCACAGCAGCGUCUGCUCUUUUUGUGCUGAGAGAGAAGAAAUGACCUACCCUGUGCAUAUCUGUGAUGUCAGGACGGUUAACUGGAAGUCCCUGCAGCGCGUGGUGACGACAGUGAUGAUCAUUGGGUCUUCUCUUUCCACAGGAUCUGCAGCAGAUCACUAAACAUGCCCCCAAACCACCAGCACUACAAAUGACUGGACUGCUCCAUGUAGUCAAAACGAAGCUUUACAACAGAGAAAUCUAACGUGCAAUAGUUAUUCUUAUACUUCUAUGUAUAUGUGCAUUCAUUUUCUUCUGCUUAUCCAAUUAAGGGUCACAAGGAGGCUGGAGCCUGUCUUAGCGUACACCCUCACCAGUCUGUCACAGGGCUAACACAAAGAAACAGGCAACCAUUUACACUCAUAUUCAAACUUACAGCCAACUGAGACUCUCCGAUUAGCCCACAUGUAACCUCAACGAGUUGUAAGCGGUGCUGUUGGCUGAGCUCUGGAGCGCCUCCAGUGUCACUGCUGUGUCUCUGAAUGGCAGCGCCGGCCCUCUUUUCACUCUGACUGAGUUUGUUUCCUGUGCAGCCGUCAGUCGCUCUGCACCAUCAACAACAUGGCCAUACGCAGAAAAGACAGCUUCCUCUGGGGAAAAGCACCAAUCAAACUCCCACCAGAAGCGAGGAGGCAGGGUGAGGCGCAUGAGUUUGAGCUGCUGGAUGACAUUCAGAAACUCAGAUUGGAGAUCAAUCACGUCAUGCCUGAAAUCCACAGCCCUGAACUGAAGGAGCAGAAUAAAAAUGUUGCGAGGAACAGGAAAUUCCUACGUGGGAAAAAGAAAUUUAACAUGGACUCCAAAAAAGGUGUCCAGUACCUGGUUGAAAAUGGCCUUCUUGAAUGGCAGGCAGAGUCUGUGGCAGAGUUUCUUUACAAAGAGGAGGGGCUCAAUAAGACCGCCAUAGGAAACUUCUUGGGAGAAAGGGAGGAAAUGCACCUGAAGAUACUGAAAGCGUUUGUUGGUCUGCAUGAGUUCUCAGACCUGAAUCUGGUGCAAGCACUGAGGCAGUUUCUGUGGAGCUUUCGUCUCCCAGGAGAAGCUCAAAAGAUUGACAGGAUGAUGGAGGCGUUUGCAGCUCGCUACUGUGGCUGUAACCCCGGGGUCUUCCAAUCCACAGACACCUGCUACAUCCUCUCUUUCGCCAUCAUCAUGCUCAACACGAGUCUCCACAACCCCAACGUGAAAGACAAACCCACUCUGCAGCGAUUUGUUUCCAUGAACAGAGGCAUCAACAACGGCGAGGACCUGCCCACUGAGCUGCUCACGAAACUGUACACAAGCAUCCGUAGUGAGCCGUUCAAAAUCCCAGAGGAUGAUGGGAAUGACCUCACACUGACGUUUUUUAAUCCAGACCGCGAGGGUUGGCUCCUUAAAAUAGGUGGUCGAGUUAAAACCUGGAAGAGAAGGUGGUUCAUUUUGACAGACAGCUGCUUGUACUACUUUGAAUACACAACAGAUAAAGAUCCAAUUGGGAUUAUUCCUCUGGAGAACCUGUGUGUCAGGGCACUACAAGACUCAAGCAAACCGUUCUGCCUGGAGUUAUAUAAUCCUAAAGGACAAAAGAUCAAGGCCUGCAAGACGGAGAACAAAGGCAGAGUGGUCCAGGGUAAACACCAGUCGUAUAAGCUCAGUGCAGCCAGCGCAGAGGAACGGGACGACUGGAUAGAUGCAAUCAGGGCGAGCAUCACCAAGGACCCUUUCUAUGACUUGGUGACACUACGCAAAAGAAAGAUCAUCAGCAACACUUCCUCAAAGGACUGACACAGCACCAUCAGUGGAUCAUGGAUGAGUUUGACUGAUGACUCAUGUUUCAUUUUAAUGACUGCUCACGAAAGAUAAAACCAAAGCGUCAUUGCUCUGUAUUUCAAAGAACUGCGCAAAUUGGGAUGUGAUACUUGUAGUGUAAAAAUGAGAAAAGUGAACCGUGGUUUUCACAUUACUUCUGCAAAAUGAAUGCACUGCUGCUCCGACUUCAGGGGCGACAAGUCUGACGGACAAACAUCUGCUGGAAAGCUAUAACAAUCAUGAAAGUCUAACCCAGAAGACAUACAAUGACCACAAAAAGACUCAAACAGCUCCAGAGAGCCAUAAAACAACUACAAAGAGACAGAAAGUGACCUCAAAGAGACAUAACAAAGACACACAAGGAAACUUCAGGGGCAUAAAAUGACUUUAGACACAGAAAUGACCACAAAGAUUAAACAGCUUCACAAAAAAAAAACCACACACACAGAUAGACUUUAGCAAGACAUAAAAUGACUAGAAAGAGACACAAAACAACUGCAAAGAGACAGAAAACAACUUCAAAAAGAAACAAAAUGUUUUUGAAGUGAAACAUAUUGACUUCACUGAGACACAAAAUGCCAACAAAGUAUCAAAAAAUAAAUUGAUACACGCCUUUUAGACAUGCACACUUUUCUGUUAAUAUGAAAGCAUCUGAACCUGUCAGCUUAUUGAAUAAAUGUUCACUGUGGUCACUUUGUUGUAAAAGCUGAGAUGGCAUUUGCUCGGUCAGACCUGGUAUCAUUUAGGUAACAGAGUCAAUGCAUGCAUGAAUAAGGUUGGAAUUACAUGUGCCUUUACUUCAUCUUCAGUUCCUUUUUAAAAAGAUUUACAAAAGACCAAAGUCUGGCACCUUUUCACAUCUGAUGUCAGUGUCAUAAACCAGCAUUUGCAGAGACUGGAAGUCUUGUAGGGUCACUGUUUGGAAGACUACAGCUAGAUUCCCAAAUUGGAUACCUAGAGAAAAACAGGUAGUUGUCAAAUCUCAGCACAGAAACUUCAUGAGUUUGGUUUAGGACCACAGCUGAAUCUACUGAUGAAGUGAAUUCAGAGAUUGAAUUUGAGAUUGACAACUCAAUUUCUUUUGAAAGUAUCUCCCAUCAUGGUGUCCUUGUCCGUGCAGCCACUGGCUGAGAUAACAGAGAGAGCACAAGUAUUGGUUUUCUAUAAUGUUUGCAUGAUUGAACUUCAAUACUUGCAGGAGGAAAAAAAACUUUUAUUGGAAUAUAAGACAACAGAAAGAUCGACUUAACACAGGUCUGACUGAGUUUUAUGACCACCUAACAUCAAAGGACUGAGAUGACAGAAGAACGCCACAACUUUUGAAAACUGUCAGAAUUUAAUUUAGACUUUAGACAUUUGUGUGCAGCCAGAAAUGAUUAUAAAAGUAAAAUAUCAUUUUUAUUGUACACUGGAAAAAAUCGGAAGACAUAUUCAGGAUCAGCACAGGUCUAUAAACACUGUAGAGAGCAUUUCUUGAUUCAUUGGUUCCACAGUUUAACUUGGAUUAAACCCGAUGAAUCCAAGGUCCACUACUGACGAUGUGUCCCAAAUUUUAAAAUGAUAAGCUAGAUCAGAUCUCUAAUCCCUAAACCUAAUCAAGGAAGGAAAAUGGCAGAUUAGCCUGGGUAAAAGACCAAAAGUUGAGGUGCACAACCAUGUGUGCUGCUGGGAAAGUUUCUGGGCUGCCUUUCCUCAUAACAGCCAUCCAUCACGAGUCUCUCCAUCUGAAGCAAUGCAUUAUCAGGGACUGUAACAUCUAGUCCUUUUUACUGAAUCAGAUUAAAUCUAGAAAGGUUUCCAAUGAAAACAGCAUUGUUGACAGUCCAAACUAAUGAGACUCAAGGUCAAGGUAUGACACAGUUAUCGGGAUCUGAAUUAGGUUUGUGGCUUGCAGCUAUUUAUAGAAGUCUUUCUUUUGCAUUAAUUACAAAUCUGCAGCAUCAGACAGCAGCAGGAUUCGUCUGUGAGCAUCUAAAACGAGAGAAUAAAUGCAACCCAGAUAAAAAUGGAAGAAUGCUGUCAUUUUAACAGAAUAAUGCAAACUGAAAAGGAAAAAGAACCUUUUUUGUGAACCUAAAGAAAUUUUACAAAAAUUAACCACAGAAAUGAAGCAAAAACACAAAUACAAUGGCACAGAUGUUUGUGUAUGUGUACUUGUAAACUCUUAGUCUCCCUGUGGCUGCAGACUAUUUGAAGUUACAUAUAUUUAUUUGUUCAUAUUAGAAUAUUUAAAGUAGAUGAUUUUACAGACCAAUGUAGCAAAUAAAAUGUACAGGUUAUUGUAAAUGUGUAUCAAAAGGUUAAAAAGCACUCGUACUUGUUUCUUGACCCUGAUGUGCUAUAGUCACACUUUAGCUUGUGUAAAAAUGCAUUUAGCACUUUUGUAAACCUGUUCCAGCUGUUUUGUAAAUGAAAAUAUGAUUUUUUUUUUGUUAUUGUAUAUUCAAAUGAAUUUUAAGUUAUAAAUCUUUGUAUAGCAUGUUUUUAGAUCAUUUUUUGUAUAAUUUAAUGACUUUAUACUUGUGUGGUAA
This is a messenger RNA of Pelmatolapia mariae (spotted tilapia), 5154 nucleotides long. Its product is annotated as cytohesin-3-like. The transcript has 15 exons. Lineage: Eukaryota; Metazoa; Chordata; Actinopteri; Cichliformes; Cichlidae. The coding region runs from base 1397 to 2599 and encodes 400 amino acids. Gene Ontology annotation, molecular function: guanyl-nucleotide exchange factor activity. Gene Ontology annotation, biological process: regulation of ARF protein signal transduction. The record is from RefSeq and is a predicted model, not a curated record.